Lotus japonicus is the source of this 1461-nucleotide messenger RNA. RefSeq names its product F-box/kelch-repeat protein At3g23880-like. The record is from RefSeq and is a predicted model, not a curated record. Gene Ontology annotation, molecular function: protein binding. The transcript is spliced from 2 exons. Bases 101 to 1270 code for a protein of 389 amino acids. Lineage: Eukaryota; Viridiplantae; Streptophyta; Magnoliopsida; Fabales; Fabaceae.
UCAACAGAGAAGAUCAUACCAAAAAAAAAAGGAGACAGCGUGAUCUAUAAAAUCGUGAAUCCAAAGGGGAACGUGAAUCCAAAUUAGGGUUUCUCUAACCAUGAAACCUGGUGAGUUUGAUCCCAUUCUCCUAUGGGAAAUUCAGGUAGAAAUCUUAUCGUGGCUUCCAGUGAAAACCCUGAUGCAAUUCAAGUGCGUUUGCAAAUCAUGGAAAUCACUCAUCUCUGAUGACAAAUCGUUCGAAAAAUUGCACCUGCACAGAUUGACCAGAAACAAGCACGUACUCGUCUCCCUGAUCGAAACUGGCGGCCCUCCCGUCCACUAUGAGGAAGAACAGGACCACUGCCACAUUCCGUGCCCCUUGCGUCGUUUGGUCGAGAAUCCAUCGUCCAUGAUCGACGAAGAAGACGAGUGGUGCAGUUUGAAGGGUACAUACCGCGUAAUUGGCUCAUGUAAUGGCUUGGUCUGUUUUCACAACAUUUGGGAUUCAUAUUGUGGUGUCAGCGACACAUUCUGGGUCCGGCUUUGGAACCCGGCCACGCGCUUGUGGUCCAACAAGUCACCAUCCAUAAUUACCAUCUACCAUUCCGAUUUCGCGAGUUUUGGAUUUGGCUAUGAUCAUUCACGUGACACUUAUAAGGUGGUGGGGAUUGCAGAUUAUUUGUCUUCCUUGGAGACAGUGGUUUAUUGCAAGGGUGAUAGUGGUUGGAGAACGAUUUCGAGCAAACCUGGUAUUGGAAUUUCGCUAAACGGACACUAUGGACACUUUGCGAGUGGCUGUCUCAAUUGGUUAGCAUAUGACGAGUUGAAUCAGCCUGAUCAAAACCUUCUGGAUAUCGGGAGGAGGGCGUUGGUGAUUCUUUCAUUUGACAUGUGUAAAGAGACGUAUAGAGCUUUGUCAUUGCCUGAGGAUAUUAGUGAUGUUAAGACAAGUCUUAGUGUUUUGGGAAAUUGUCUGUGCCUUUUUCAAGACCGUAAAGGAACCCAUUUUGAUGUGUGGCAAAUGAGAGAGUACGGAGUUCGUGAGUCUUGGACUCGGUUGGUCUCUGUCAGUUAUGAACAUCUUCAAUGUGAUGGCUAUAUGUCUUAUCCGCGGCCGCUGAUGUGCUUGUCUGAAGAUGGUGACAUCUUAAUGCUCUUCGAAAAUCAAAAUCGGAAUGUUAUUUUAUAUAAUCUAAGAGAUAAUAGUGUGAAACAUAUUCAACUUCCCGACAACAAACGUUGGUUGAAUGGCUAUAGUUAUGUACAAAGUCUAGUUUCGCCAUAUUAAGAUUAAGGUUAUCGUUUCCUCCUUGACUGACACAAGCUGCUCAGUUAUAACCUAGCUACCUCAUGAAUCAUCUUUUAUCUGUUUUAGAGAAUCCUUAUAAGUGUGCUAGAACCCGUAUCUCAUGUACUAUACUUUAUCUGUUUUGCUGGUUUUGUCUGUUGGUUUAUAUCUAUUAAAGACAAUUGCUCAAA